GGUUAUUUGCAUUGCGGCCACAGGUAAGAGGCGCGCGCGUCACGUGGUCCGGAGCUAACCAAUCACGAGUGGCGCUUCAGGUUCUUCCAGGUACUGAUGAAACAACAAGCUCAGGUCUGCGCAGCCACUUGACAAACUAAAUGGCGAUAAAGUAACAUUUUUGACUGUUGUUGGGAGCGACGUUCGCAAAGAAAGCCUCGGAGGAGGCCUACCGUCCGGCCUGAGGGAGGAGGACGGGGAAAGUUUGGCUCAUGGCUCUGCUUUUAGCUGCUUUAUUAAUAGUCUGCGGGAUAUCGAACAAGGCCAUCGUCAUCGGUCAGACCUGUGUGGAUGAGAGCAGGUUUAAGGAGCAUGUGGCUUAUUUAGGGCCUUCAUAUGUACUGCAGUGUCCUCUGCAGACACUUCAGCCUCAAAGUCUCCCCCGUUCCCUAUGGACCUGGCAGAAGGACUGUCAGCCGCUCCAGAAUCAGGAAGGGAAUGCCUUCCUGAAGUUCUCCAGCAUCUGUUUAGAGGACCAAGGAAACUACACUUGCGCUCAGCAAGGAAACAGUACCCCGUCAUUCACUGUGCGCCUCGUAGUAAAGGAGUCUCGGUGUGUUAAAGCUCCAGAUUUUAAACCAAACGGCGACCCAACCAAACUCUGGAGGAGUGUGGGCUCUGUUGUGACACUGAACUGCACUGCUCUGCUCUACUGGGACCCAUCAGAGGAGCAGUGUGAAACCACACUACACUGGAGCAAAGAUGGCCAGCCACUCACCAACCACACUCUCUACCUGCACAACACAACAUCAUGGUCCCCUGAUGCAGGCCAGCUGGUUGUCAGCAAUCUCUUGGAGUUCACCCUGAGAGAGGCAGAGGAUUUUGGGCUUUACAGCUGCACUGUGAGGAACAUUUCUGCUGACUUCAGCCUGCAAAAUUCAAACAAUCCCAGCCACACAGCUGCAGUGAUCGCAGCCAUCAUCCUCCUCCUCCUGCUGGGAAUAGCAGCUGUGGUUUACUCCAGGUGCCACCUGAAUUUCAAGCUCUGGUACAAGAACUCCUAUGGAGAUUAUGAACUGAAUGAUGGAAAAUUAUAUGACGCCUAUAUCUCUUAUGUCAACAAUGAUUAUGACAGGAAGUUCAUCAACUUUAUCCUCAAACCUCAUCUGGAGAAUAAAAAUGGGUACAAGGUGCACCUCAGUGACAACGAUAUCCUGCCUAACACUGAGCCUUCAGCAGAGUUCCUAAUGAACAUAAGCCGCUCGCGCCGCCUCAUAGUGCUUCUCUCUAACGCUUAUCUUGAGCAGGACUGGUGCACAAAUAAUAUCAGACAGGGCCUCCUGCACUUGCUGGAGUUAUGUCAGCAGCCCAUCCUGAUCACGUUGGACGGUCAGUUCAAACGCAUGAGUCCUGAGAUGAAGCAGCUGCUCAGUGAGAACGAGCACCGCCUCACCUUGCUCACCUGGAGGCACAACUCUGUGACUCCUUCGUCAGCAUUCUGGAAGGAGCUAGCAUUAGCAAUGCCUCGCAGAGUCAUUUUCCACAAGGAUUCUGCAGGCGACCCCCAGACUGUACUGCAGGAUGAUAAGGACCCCAUGCUGACCCUUGACCCCGACUACUUGGACUGCCGCUUGGACACCGACCCUGCUGGAGAUUUGGGACUUCGUCUCCCGAUGCACAGGGCUCUGGCCUGUAAAGCUCCUGUCCUUCCUGCUGCUCCGGUCGAGGAAGCUCAAGCAAAAGCCUCUGAUAUCGACGUCUCUGACCUGGGAUCUCGCAGCUAUGAAGCACGUUCCGACUUCUACUGCCUGGUCACUGAGGACAUUUAAUUCCUGCUUGGAUGUAAAAUUCAUUACUAUGUAUUUCGGCUUCUUGCAGCCGUUUUUUUUUUCUUUUGCUAUAUAUUAAUCAAAAUGCCAAUUUAUGUUAAUUAUCACAGAUUGAGCUUUUCAUGUUCUUCAGUUUUGUGACAUUGCAAAGAUCAGAAACACUAAAAGAAAAUUUUGGUUGAUUUUUGUAAAUAUUUAUUUUCUUUUAUUGCCUAAAGAAGAAAGUAAAGAGACAAAGACUUUGUUA
Molecule: messenger RNA, 2055 nt
Organism: Poeciliopsis prolifica (blackstripe livebearer)
Lineage: Eukaryota; Metazoa; Chordata; Actinopteri; Cyprinodontiformes; Poeciliidae
Gene: sigirr
Product: single immunoglobulin and toll-interleukin 1 receptor (TIR) domain
Exons: 10
Coding region: 252-1808 (518 amino acids)
Biological process (GO): signal transduction
Source: RefSeq, a predicted model, not a curated record